GCCAUAUGCCCAUCCCAAAAUGUCAACAAAUAAAGUGCAAUUGCUGUAUAAUAUCUGCAAUGAAAUUUUUUGUCACAAACAACUUCCCACUUUUCAACAAUUGAACUGCCUCAAAAACCAUCUCGACGAAAUAAAAGCUAUAGAUGUUGGAAUUGAGGAGUUGGAGGAGGCAGAAUGUUCAAUUAUAAGCCCAAGAGGAUUGAUUUAUGCCAAAGGAGUUUCAGAAAUAACUUACAUCCACAUUCAUGAAUGCGACUUCUUCUCUAUUGGAAUAUUUUGUUUGCCUGAAGGGGGGGAGCUGCCAUUACACGACCAUCCAGGGAUGACAGUGAUGAGCAAGCUUCUUUAUGGCUCUGUUCAUGUAAAAGCUUAUGAUUGGAUUAAAAUGCAGAUCAGCUCUUCUACUGACCGAACCUUUGGGUUGGGGAAGAAGGUGGUUGAUAAGGUUUGGAGUGCACCAAGUGAAGCAAGAGCUUUGUUUCCAGCAAGUGGAGGAAACAUUCAUUCAUUUAGAGCAAAGUCAGGAUGUGCCAUUUUGGAUGUGUUAUCUCCCCCUUAUUCUCAACACCUUGGAAGACCUUCCACUUAUUUCUCUGACUUCCCACUUCCCACUCUUCCUGAUUGCGCUAUGCUAGAAGAGAUAAAGCAGCCAGAAGAUCUAUACGUAGUUGGAGCACCUUAUCUUGGCUCUUCAAUAGUUACAAAAGGUGAUGAAACCUAUACAUAUCAUCAGUAUUUUUAGAUUAAAUUACAACUAAAGUAAGUGGCCGGUUUGCUCAAAGUUUAUCUCUUUUCAUGUAACAAUAGAAAAAUAUAUGUCUAACGUAGACAUGC
Messenger RNA from Benincasa hispida (wax gourd), 834 nucleotides. Its product is annotated as plant cysteine oxidase 4-like. Gene Ontology annotation, molecular function: oxidoreductase activity, acting on single donors with incorporation of molecular oxygen, incorporation of two atoms of oxygen. Lineage: Eukaryota; Viridiplantae; Streptophyta; Magnoliopsida; Cucurbitales; Cucurbitaceae. The record is from RefSeq and is a predicted model, not a curated record.